Messenger RNA from Pseudocercospora fijiensis CIRAD86, 561 nucleotides. RefSeq lists its product as uncharacterized. NCBI's taxonomy places the organism in Eukaryota, Fungi, Ascomycota, Dothideomycetes, Mycosphaerellales, Mycosphaerellaceae. The transcript has 4 exons. The coding region runs from base 1 to 561 and encodes 186 amino acids. The record is from RefSeq and is a predicted model, not a curated record.
AUGAAGAGCUUGAGAAGGAGCAACAUCUUCGAUGUGAUACUUACGGUCGCUAACGCAUUGCACCUGCAAUGCAACUUCAGCAUCUCGGCAUACCUUCGAGCCUGGCAGAAGCAGCCAUGGGUGAGAGUGCACCCUCCGCUCCAGCCAUUCCUACAAAACGAGGCGAAGGACCAGGAAAACAAGGCUUCCCUCCAAAUCUCCUCCUUCGCCGCUUCUGGCCUCGCAAACGCAGUCAUGCGCGAGAGUGCGCCCUCCACACCAGCCAUCCCGCGCAAUGAUACGGAGCGAGAGGAUCUGAGCGACCAGGGCGAUCAGCCUCCCCUCCCACCGACACCCUCUCUCAACUCCAAGCCAAAUCCCAAAGCCUGCUCCCGAAUCGACUCCGCCAUCACUUCAAACCGCACCACCAAAAAGAGAAAGCCGCGAAGCAAUAUCAGAUUUCAAUGGUUAAGAGAAAGUCGGCCCUUCAAAAGUGCAAAUUUGUACGAUGCAGUGCAGGCAGAGGUCGAGGUGCAGGAGGGAGAGGAGCCGAUGGAGUACAGGAGGUUGUGGGUGCAAUAG